AUGUGGCAACGUGCGCUGAAAGAGGACCAGUCGAUGAGGCCGGAGGUCAGACUCUCUCUGCCCGCACUGACCACCUGCAAAACCCUGCUGAGCUUCAGACCGCAGAUGCGAAGCAACCGAUUGCUGAAGCUCGGCGAUGAGGUCGCCUGUUCUCUGGGUGGUGAUAUCGCGCCGGUCCCCUCCUCUGCUCUGUUCACCAUGAGGCACCUCGGCUCUCGUCAUAAAGAGGUCAGCCAGUGGCAAGCCCAGAUAUUUGAGAGCAUCGGGCAAGUGGAUCUUGAACUUACUGCUGUGGAGCAGAGCAAAGACACCGCUGAGCGCUGCCUCCAGGAGAAGCAGCUGUUCGGUCAGCUCAUCGGCGGCUGCGUGGCCAUCGGCUACGGCCUGUGCUCGGCGGUCCAGGGACAGAGCCGCGUCCUCGACGAGCUCAAGAGGGAGGAGCAGCUGAACAAUGAGAUCAAAGAACUGCUCCAGAAGCAGAUUUGCGUCCUGCUCAUCAAGUCCAGCUCCCUGAAGGAGAUUCGCACUCGGCUGCUGGCCGAUUUUCAGGACAAGAGUGAAGCCAUCAAGCUCACCACCAAAUGCAUCAACCAUCGCCUCCAAACCUCCAGCUCCGAGCUCCCCGGCGGUCAGCACAAGCCCAACUACGUGAGCUAUGACCACUGGCUGUCGCACUGCAAGGCCCUGAAGGGAAAGGCCGAUCACCUGAUGAAGGACUCGUCUAUCUACAGACAAAACCUGCGUUUCACCCUGGUCAACGAAAAAAAUGCCCAGGAACGCCAACGCCGCAGCGUAGAUGAUGCCCUGAGACAAAAGAUCAACGAGCUGAGCCAGCUCCAGAAUGCACUGGUCUGGGAGAGGCAGCGGUUGAGGGAUGAAAUGACUGAUCAGACAAGAUGCGUGCAAAACGCGGUGGGUCAGAUCAGGAGCUGUGAUUCCAAACUGCAGCAGGCAACCCAGCGCCUGGACAUCCUCGACCAGAGACCCAGACAGGAGCUCUGCCUGGACCAGGCCUUCUUCACCCUCAGACUGGAGGAACAUGACCUGGCUAACAUGGCGGCCGGACUUCUCUCCGUACUGAAGCACGCUCAGCAGGAACUUGAGUGCACACAAAAGACCAUGAUCACUGUGCAGGACCACAUUGACCGAAAUGCUCGUACCAUGGGGGAGGCGCAGAAGUGUCAGAAACUGCAUCAAAGUUUCCUCCCUGCUCUCGACCCCGCUGUCGUCUUUGCCAAUAAGCACGCAGUGCGCCCCGGCCGGUCCAGCGCUUACUCUUAUCUGCAGUAAGGCCUGCUAGAGUGCGUUGGCGCUCUGAGGGCCUUUUCCUAAUG
This is a messenger RNA of Pungitius pungitius (ninespine stickleback), 1334 nucleotides long. Its product is annotated as tektin-5-like. Gene Ontology annotation, biological process: cilium movement involved in cell motility; cilium assembly. Bases 1 to 1290 code for a protein of 429 amino acids. The transcript is spliced from 9 exons. Gene Ontology annotation, cellular component: nucleus; microtubule cytoskeleton. The record is from RefSeq and is a predicted model, not a curated record. Lineage: Eukaryota; Metazoa; Chordata; Actinopteri; Perciformes; Gasterosteidae.